CUUUUGCAAUAGAAACUAUCAAGCGAUCAUUACAGGUUUCAAAUCUACAUACUCGAGUUUGAACCCCUCAGCCUAUAGCUCACAAGAAAUUUCAGCAGAACUAUUACGUAGAAUGUUCACUUUGGGAGCUAGGAUGGUGAGAAAGUCUUAAGGCUGUUUUGGCCCUGAAUUCAGCUACUACUACAGCACAAGACAUGGCAACAGAAGCUGAUAUUCCAGAAACAAUAUUUGUAAAGAAAAAAGAAGAGGAAGACAAAGAGUUGACAAGUGAGUGCCUCAAUACAACUGUCAACGAGAUUUCUCAAGAGGGAAUGAAUAAAGUUGAACCAUGGCAUAAUCAAACCCCUGAAACCAUUAAAUUCUUGGAAAAAUCAGCAGACAUGCAAGUGGCAACCAAAACUGAGGUUCAAAAUGUGAAUGCUGUUAUUGAAGGCAAUGUUGAAACCAUAGAGGGUGAAUUUUUUUUGGCAUCACCCUUAGUCACUAAGGUUGCUCGUGAAGAAACCAGUAGAGUUGCAGAAGAUUAUCAGGCUGCUGAAAAACCAACUCAGGCAGAAAAGGAGGUGCCGAAGAAUGAAACCAUAAGGGAAGAUAAACUAGAGAAUCAAAAUGUUGAAAUUGUUGAAAACAAAGAGGCUUCACUGGAAAAAUUCAAAUGGAAUACCGACAAAGAACUGAGAAGUUCAGAGAAGGAUGAGAAAGGAGUCACAAUGACAGAAGAAAAAACUGAUUUUGAAUCCAUUAAACAGACUCUGGACAUGCUAGAGGCCAGCUCUGGUCAAAAUGCAGGAGCUCUGGUUCAAACCCCAGAUUUGACAGAAGACGAGAAUAUCGAUAGUGGAAAACUAAAAGAGGCUUAUGACAAAGAGGACAGUAUUGACAAUGCCUUCAGCACAAAGACAACAUCCACUGAAGAAAACGUAAGAGAAACAAGCUUUCAAGGAGGAACAGAGAAGGAACCAGAGGCUUCCUUCCAUUCAAUGAGUAAGGCGAUGGAUCUUGAAGCAAUACAACCAAAUAAAAAUAUUGAGAACAAGAAGAAUGAAGGAGAGGAAAUGCUGCAUGAAGCCACCAAGGAUGUUUGUAUCUCAACAGAAACAGCAAGCCCAGAUAAUCAAAAGGAAGAAGAGGAAACAGAAAAUUGUACAGGUCCAAAUGACAAGACUGGCAGCCCAUUGGUUACUACCCCAAUAGAUGAGAUGAGCUCAGAAAAUGCUGGACUUGAUGUAGGUGGGAAGCUUGAAGAGAACUCCAGUAUUGCAUUUGAGGAGAGAAGCCAUGAAGCAGUUGAACCAAUGGAGAAGAUGAGAAGCAUGACUUUUAUUCAAGAUGAGAUUCAAGACGUACCUGAAACUGGGUCAGAAGGUAUUGCCAAGAAGAGACAGAAUGAAUCUCAAAUAGAAAUUCCUGAAAAUACUGUUAUAGCCGAUAGCAGUCUAAGUAGGACAUAUGAGGAUCGUGGAAAUCCUGAACCAAAAGUUGAUAGCUCAUUCAUGAAACAUGAAGAUAGUUCACAUAAAGAAGGUGAGGAACUGGCUCCAGAAGAAGCUUCAACAGUGGAAUACGGAGAAGACAGACAAUCAAUUAUAGUUGAAGACAACAUUGAGGCUGCAGAGCACAGCAAAAGUGAAAUGUCAGAACACAGGAAACACCCAGAGCAUAGCUUCUUGCCAGAAAAUGAACCAGGAAAGGAGAAACUUGAAAACUCCUUGGAUAUGGCUUCUGAGAAAAUUGAAUCAACUGCUUCCAAUGAAUAUGCCGAAACAAAUACUCAGGUCAAGGAGCAGAGACCGAUUGAAAGUCCUGAAGACAUCCUCGACAAAACCAGAAAGGGCGAUGCAAUAAAUGCUGAUGACAUCAACAAGAAGGAAAUUCCAGAAGAAAAGACUCUCGCAACAGUUUAUUUGAGUGAGAAGACUGAAAGUGCAGAAGUUGAGAUCCCAAACAAGAAUGCCAAUGAUUUGUAUGUUACCAAUCCACAGGUUGAAGUACCAGUACAAAUGGGAGGUGAAAACCUGGACAAAGUCCCCACAUCAGUAUUAGAUGAACAAAUUCAAGAAGCCGAUGUAGUUCCCAUAGAAGAGAACACGCGUGUUAAUGAAGCAUAUGAAGCAAGAAAUAGACUAAAGAGCGAUAAUUUAGAUCAAACAGCCUCUGAAGGAAAACUAGCAGGGGAACUGACAUCAGGAGUAAGGGAGAUGGAAGAUGAUAGACUUGGAAAGGUUGAGAUGGACUCUGAAGAGAAAUUACAGGUCAAGGAUGCUGCAAACAACACAAAAGAGGAGAUGCAGCUGGAAGAAGAAGUUACUGAUACAGAAUUACAAAGCAUUACAACAAAAGGUGAUAACGAGAAAAGCAAUACCGAUCAAGAUGUUCCCGUCAAGGGCAGCAACACAAUUUGCUCUGGAGAAGGAGCAGAUGGACGAAACUUUCAAGAGAAUGAAAAUGGGACAAACAAUUCUGAAGCAACAGCAUCUGAAUUGAAUGACGGAGAUUGGUGUUACGAAGUCGAUAAUGAGACAGACAACAAUGACAGAGAUAUAAAUAAAGAGGUGUAUGAGAAUCGUAAUAUAGCUGACAUGAAUGAGUGCACUGAAAAACAAAUAAAAGAAGAAGAAACUGUUACAGAUCACUCACCAGAAUCCACUGCUGAAGAAACAACUAGGGACUUUCAAGAAGAAAAAAUGGAGACAGAGAAGCACAAAGCAGAGAUGGAAGAGGAACUUGGAACUGCGAACACAUGUGAGGGUAUUGAGAAAAAAGUUACAGCCACGGAAAAGAGAAUUCAACAGCAGUCUAUGGUGUCCAUUGAAGAGGAAACAAUUGCAGAGAUCUCCAAAGAUGAAAUGACGACAAUGAUGCUCAAACAAGAGGUUCACGAGAACCUUCAGAAAUCUGAAGAAGGUGCCUACAUUGGACUGCAGAUCAAAGAGGAAGAUUGUACAGCAAAGGACAACUUUGCAGAAUCUGUAGAAGAAGAAGAAACAAAAGAGGAUUGCUGUCAUGUGGAGGAAAAGCAACAUGAUAUAGAGGCAAGUGAAGAGUAUGAAACUGCUGGAGCAAGUACAAACACAGAAAAUCAGAUUAUAGAGGAAAGUGUCAUCAUAGACCUCCAUUCUUUAACAGAUGAAGAAAACUUAAAAGGAGAUGAAAGGGAUGUAAUAAAAUCAAAAGAUGAGGUCAAAAACUUGAAAAUGGAAAGCCAAGAGAAGAAUCUUGAGACCACAAAUUCGACAGAGGAAAGAAAACUCGAAGCCGCAAAGGAUGAGGCAAAGCCAAACGAGAACUGCAAUGCUCAAAGUAUUGCAGGGACAUCAGAAGAAGAAAUACUGCCAAAAGAAUGCAACGAAGACCUUGUUGAACGUUCCUCCACGGUGCCUGAGGUAUCUGAGAAAGAGAUUAAAGAGGAAAUUUCACAGAAAGCAGAGUCAAUAAAAGAAACAAGCUUUAAGGAAGCCAAAGCAGAAGAUGGAAUGCAGGUGGAAUGUUUUGAUCUGACUUCUGAGGAGAAGAGUACAGUGACUAUUGAAACCGGUGAGACUAGGUCAGACAGUGUAGAUAUCAUAGCAAAACCUGAAGAAAUGUCCAACUCAAUUGAGAAUAAGGACAUGGUGAACCCAACAGGAAAACAUGGAGCAGAUGAAGCCAGAGAAGAGAUAGAGCAUGAAAUGCAAAAUGAGACUCAUUGUACAUUACCAAAAAGUGAAGAUCAAAUAGAGGUUGCCACUGAUGAGACACCCUCAAAUGACAUAUCAGGACAAAACCUUGAGUCAUCUUUGACAGUGUCACUGGAAAAACAUAACCUUGUGACAACUGAAGCAAGUGAGACAAAAAAAGAGACUACAGAGAGACAUGGAACCUCGAAAACCAAUGAAGAAGCUCCUUCAGUGUCAGAGACGACAGAAGAGAAGCUAAUGCAAAAUGAGAAGUCCACAGAUUCAAUAUAUGGCGCUGAUAUGGCCCACAUGGGAUCUGUAGAUAUUGAAAAGGACAUGGCAAACAAAGAAGUUCAGGAUGCAGAACAAGAGCUCAAUAUGCCUCUUGAGUUGAACAAUGAAAAAGGUACCUCUGAAUCAGAUGCUGAACUCCUAAAGAGGGAAAAAAGCAGUGAAGUAGCCGAUGGCAGUGAGAUUGGCAAAAAAUAUGAGAAGGCACUGGAUAUUGAACUGGAAAAGGACAAAUUUGAAGAUCCAGUCGAUGAGGGCUCGAAGUGUGCUAAAGCAUGUGAAACAAAUACAGACACUGAAGUGGAGGCAGGGAGUUAUAGUCAUGGAAGCGAGGCCUCUGACAUUAGAAGUAUUAGCACUUCUACAGAAGAGGUUUCUGCAGAAGUUGAUAGACCUGAAGAAAAUGAAAACAUCAAAGAAAUAGAGGGAGAGAGUUGCACAAAAGAACUUCAUAUGAUAUCUGGUGGGACAGUUCAUGAGGUCAAAGACCCAGAGCUAGAACUCCCUGAGCAUCCAGAAACAACAGGUUCUAAUAAGGAUACAGAAACAGUGAGAUCAAAGGAUGAAGAAGAUAUCAAUUGGGAGUCAGAAGCAUCUGCCAUGACAAAAACAUGUUUAGAAGAAGAAUUGAAGAAAGCCAAUGAGAAUCCUGUGGAUGUCUCAAGCUCAGUACCUGAAGGGAUAGAAGAAAAGAUUAAAGAAGAGGAAGUAGAAGAAACAGGUAACUGUAAUGACAAGACUGAUGCUGCAGCAAAAGUAGUAACAAAAGAAACAAGUUUGGAGGAAAUUCAGCAAGAUGACAAGUCUGUAAAGGCCUCUGAUACCAGUUCAGAGACUAAGAUUCUAGAAACAAUCCAAACUACAGAGCCUAGCCUACAGGAUGAAGAAAUUGACAGCAUGAAACUUGCAGAAACCUCUCAAAUGGUGUAUCAACUUCCGAAGAUUGAACAUGGAAAUCUAGAAAAAGGGAGUACAAACUUAAAAAACUCAGAUGCGGAUGAAGCUGUCAAAACCAAAAUUCUUGAUGCAGUUCCUGAGUGCAAAGAUCAGUGUGUUGAGGAAACUCGUGAGCCUGGUACAAGGCUAGCAGUACGAAACACUGACACAGAUGAAAUCGAAGAAGAGAUCAAAAAAGUUCCCGAACCAAUAUCAGAACCCAAAGCACUUACUGAUGGUGAGGUCACCUCUAAUCAGACUCUCCAAGCUGAGAAAUUAGAGGACGAAACUGAAACCAUCAAAGAAAAGAUCAUAGAUGGAGAGAGUUGCACAAAGGAACAUCAUAUGAUAUCUGGUGGAACAGUUAAUGAGGUCAAAGACCCAGAGCUAAAACCCCCUGAGAAUCUUGAAACAAAAGAUUCUAAUAAGGACACAGAAACAGUGAGAUCAAAGGAUGAAGAAGAUCUCAAUUGGGAGUCAGAAGUACCUGCCAUAACAACAGCAUUUUCAGAAGAAGAAUUGAAGAAAGACAGUGAGAAGCCAGUGGAUGUCUCAAGCCCGGUGCCUGAAGAAAUAGAUGAAAAGAUUGAAGAAGAGAAAUUAGAAGCAGCGGACAAGACUGAUGCUGCAGCAACAGUGGUAAUAAAAGAAACAAGCAUGGGGGAUAUUCAGCAAGAUGACAAGUCUGUAAAGGCCCCUGAAACCAGUCCAGAUUCUGAGACUCCAGCAACAAUUCAAACGAUUGAAUCUAGCCUACACGGUGAAGAAAAUGCCAGCAUGAACCUUGAAGAAACCUCUCAUUUGGUGUAUCAACUUCCAAAGAUUGAAGAAACCACACAUAAGGCUGAUACAAGCCUACCAGUAGGAAACACUGCCACAGAUGAAAUUGGAGAAGAGAUCAAAAAAGUUCCUGAACCAAUAUCUGAACCCAGAUAUAACAAUGUGGAAGCACUUACUGAUGGUGAGGUCACCUCUAAUCAGACUCUCCCAGCUGCGAAAUUAGAAGACGAAUCUGAAACCAUCAAAGAAAAUAUCUUAGAUGGAGAGAGUUGCACUAUGGAACUUCAUAUGAUAUCUAGUGGAACAGUUAAUGAGGUCAAAGACACAGAGCUAAAACCCCCUGAGAAUCUUGAAACAACAGAUUCUAAUAAGGAUACAGAAACAGUGAGAUCAAAGGAUGAAGAAGAUCUCAAUUGGGAGUCAGAAGUACCUGCCAUAACAAAAGCAUUUUCAGAAGAAGAAUUGAUGAAAGCCAGUGAGAAGCAUGUGGAUGUCUCAAGCCCGGUACCUGAAGAGAUAGAUGAAAAGAUUGAAGAAGAGAAAUUAGAAGCGGACAAGGCUGAUGCUGCAGCAACAGUGGUAACGAAAGAAACAAGCUUGGGGGAAAUUCAGCAAGAUGACAGGUCUGUAAAGGCCUUUGAUACCAGUCCAGACUCAGAGACUCUAGCAACAAUUCAAACAACUGAAUCUAGCCUACAGGGCGGAGAAAAUGCCAGCAUAAAGCUUGAAGAAACCUCUCAAAUGGUGUAUGAUAAAUUGCUAUCUGGUGGAACAGUUAAUGAGGUCAAUGACACACAGCUAAAACCCCCUGAGAAUCUUGAAACAACAGAUUCUAAUAAGGAUACAGAAACAGUGAGAUCAAAGGAUGAAGAUCUCAAUUGGGAGUCAGAAGUACCUGCCAUAACAAAAACAUUUUCAGAAGAAGAAUUGAAGAAAGCCAGUGAGAAGCAUGUGGAUGUCUCAAGCCCAGUACCUGAAGAGAUAGAUGAAAAGAUUGAAGAAGAGAAAUUAGAAGAAGCGGACAAGAAUGAUCCUGAAGCAACAGUGGUAACAAUAGAAACAAGAUUGGGGGAAAAAAAAGAAACAAGCUUCGGGGAAAUUCAGCAAGAUGACAAGUUUGUAAAGGCAUCUGAUACCAGUCCAGAUUCUAAGACUCUAGUACCAAUUCAAACAAUUGAAUCUGGCCUACACGGUGAAGAAAAUGCCAGCAUGAACCUUGAAGAAACCUCUCAAAUGGUGUAUCGACUUCCAAAUAUUGAAGAAUCCCCUCAUGAGGCUGGUACAAGUCUACCAGUAGGAAACACUGCCAAAGAUGAAAUUGAAGAAGAGAUCAAAAAAGUUCCUGAAGCAAUAUCUGGACCCAGGUAUAACAAUAUCGAAGCAGUAACUGAUGGUGAGGUCAUCUCUAAUCGGACUCUCCCAGCCGAGAAAUUAGAAAACGAAACUGAAACCAACAAAGAAAGGAUCGUAGAUGGACAGAGUUGCACUAUGGAACUUCAUACGAUAUCUGGUGGAACAGUUAAUGAGGUCAAAGACACAGAGCUAAAACCCCCUGAGAAUCUUGAAACAACAGAUUCUAAUAAGGAUACAGAAACAGUGAGAUCAAAGGAUGAAGAAGAUCUCAAUUGGGAGUCAGAAGUACCUGCCAUAACAAAAGCAUUUUCAGAAGAAGAAUUGAUGAAAGCCGGUGAGAAGCAUGUGGAUGUCUCAAGCCCGGAACCUGGAGAGAUAGAUGAAAAGAUUGAAGAAGAGAAAUUAGAAGCAGACAAGACUGAUGCUGCCGCAACAGUGGAAACGAAAGCAACAAGCUUGUGGGAAAUUCAGCAAGAUGACAAGUCUGUAAAGGCCUUUGAUACCAGUCCAGACUCAGAGACUCUAGCAACAAUUCAAACGACCGAAUCUAGCCUACAGGGGGAAGAAAAUGCCAGCAUGAAGCUUGAAGAAACCUCUCAACUGGUGUAUCAACUUCCAAAUAUUGAAGAAACCCCUCAUGAGGCUGUUACAAGCCUACCAGUACAAAACAAUUGGGAGUCAGAAGUAGUGGGAUCAAAGGAUGAAGAAGAUCUCAAUUGGGAGUCAGAAGUACCUGCCAUAACAAAAUCAUUUUCAGAAGAAGAAUUGAUGAAAGCCAGUGAGAAGCCUGUGGAUGUCUCAAGCUCGGUACCUGAAGAGAUAAAUGAAAAGAUUGAAGAAGAGAAAUUAGAAGAAGCGGACAAGACUGAUGCUGUAGCAAAACUGGUAACAAGAGAAACAAGCUUGGGAGAAAUUCAGCAAGACGACAAGUCUGUAAAGGCCUUUGAUACCAGUCCAGACUUGCAGGCUCUAGCAACAAUUCAAACAACUGAAUCUAGCCUACAGGGUGACGAAAAUGCCAGCAUGAAGUUUGAAGAAACCUCUCAAAUGGUAUAUCAACUUCCAAAUAUUGAAGAAACCCCUCAUGAGGCUGGUACAAGCCUACCAGUAGGAAACACUACCACAGAUGACAUGGAAGAAGAGAACAAAAAAGUUCCUGAAGCAAUAUCUGGACCCGGGUAUAACAAUAUUGAAGCAGUUACUGAUGGUGAGGUCAUCUCUAAUCAGACUCUCCCGGCUGAGAAAUUAGAAGAUGAAACUGAAACCAUCAAAGAAAAUAUCAUAGAUGGAGAGAGUUGCACAAAGAAACUUCAUAUGAUAUGUGGUGGAAUAGUGAAUGAGGUCAAAGACACAGAGCUAAAACCCCCUGAGAAUCUUGAAACAACAGAUUCUAAUAAGGAUACAGAAACAGUGAGAUCAAAGGAUGAAGAAGAUCUCAACUGGGAGUCAGAAGAACCUGCCAUAACAAAAUCAUUUUCAGAAGAAGAAUUGAUGAAUGCCAGUGAGAAGCCUGUGGAUAUCUCAAGCUCAGUACCUGAAGAGAAAGAUGAAAAUAUUGAAGAAGAGAAAAUAGAAGAAGCGGACAAGACUGAUGCUGCAGCAAAACUGGUAACAAGAGAAACAAGCUUGGGAGAAAUUCAGCAAGACGACAAGUCUGUCAAGGCCUUUGAUACCAGUCCAGACUUGGAGACUCUACCAACAAUUCAAACAACUGAAUCUAGCCUACUGGGUGAAGAAAAUGCCAGCAUGAAGUUUGAAGAAACCUCUCAAAUGGUAUAUCAACUUCCAAAUAUUAAAGAAACCCCUCAUGAGGCUGGUACAAGCCUACCAGUAGGAAACACUACCGCAGAUGAAAUUGAAGAAGAGACCAAAAAAGUUCCUGAAGCAGUAUCUGGACCCGGGUAUAACAAUAUUGAAGCAGUUACUGAUGGUGAGGUCAUCUCUAAUCAGACUCUCCCAGCUGAGAAAUUAGAAGACGAAACUGAAACCAUCAAAGAAAAGAUCGUAGAUGGAGAGAGUUGCACAAAGGAACUUCAUAUGAUAUCUGGUGGAACAGUUAAUGAGGUCAAAGACACAGAGCUAAAACCCCCUGAGAAUCUUGAAACAACAGAUUCUAAUAAGGAUACAGAAACAGUGAGAUCAAAGGAUGAACAAGAUCUCAAUUGGGAGUCAGAAGUACCUGCCAUAACAAAAUCAUUUUCAGAAGAAGAAUUGAUGAAAGCCAGUGAGAAGCCUGUGGAUGUCUCAAGCUCGGUAUCUGAAGAGAUAGAUGAAAAGAUUGAAGAGAAAUUAGAAGAAGCGGACAAGACUGAUGCUGCAGCAAAACUGGUAACAAGAGAAACAAGCUUGGGAGAAAUUCAGCAAGAUGACAAGUCUGUAAAGGCCUUUGAUACCAGUCCAGACUUGGAGACUCUGGCAACAAUUCAAAUAACUGAAUCUAGCCUACAGGGUGAAGAAAAUGCCAGCAUGAAGUUUGAAGAAACCUCUCAAAUGGUAUAUCAACUUCCAAAUAUUGAAGAAACCCUUCAUGAGGCUGGUACAAGCCUACCAGUAGGAAACACUACCACAGAUGAAAUUGAAGAAGAGACCAAAAAAGUUCCUGAAGCAGUAUCUGGACCCGGGUAUAACAAUAUUGAAGCAGUUACUGACGGUGAGGUCAUCUCUAAUCAGACUCUCCCAGCUGAGAAAUUAGAAGACGAAACUGAAACCAUCAAAGAAAAGAUCGUAGAUGGAGAGAGUUGCACAAAGGAACUUCAUAUGAUAUCUGGUGGAACAGUUAAUGAGGUCAAAGACACAAAGCUAAAACCCCCUGAGAAUCUUCAAACAACAGAUUCUAAUAAGGAUACAGAAACAGUGAGAUCAAAGGAUGAAGAAGAUCUGAAUUGGGAGUCAGAAGUACGUGCCAUAACAAAAUCAUUUUCAGAAGAAGAAUUGAUGAAAGCCAGUGAGAAGCCUGUGAAUGUCUCAAGCUCAGCACCUGAAGAGAUAGAUGAAAAGAAUGAAGAAGAGAAAUUAGAAGAAGUGGACAAGACUGAUGCUGCAGCAAAAAUGGUAACAAGAGAAACAAGUUUGGGAGAAAUUCAGCAAGACGACAAGUCUGUAAAUGCCUUUGAUACCAGUCCAGACUUGCAGACUCUAGCAACAAUUCAAACAACUGAAUCUAGCCUACAGGGUGAAGAAAAUGCCAGCAUAAAGUUUGAAGAAACCUCUCAAAUGGUAUAUCAACUUCCAAAUAUUGAAGAAACCCCUCAUGAGGCUGGUACAAGCCUACCAGUAGGAAACACUACCACAGAUGAAAUUGAAGAAGAGAACAAAAAAGUUCCUGAAGCAAUAUCUGGACCCGGGUAUAACAAUAUUGAAGCAGUUACUGAUGGUGAGGUCAUCUCUAAUCAGACUCUCCCAGCUGAGAAAUUAGAAGACGAAACUGAAACCAUCAAAGAAAAGAUCGUAGAUGGAGAGAGUUGCACUAUGGAACUUCAUAUGAUAUCUGGUGGAACAGUUAAUGAGGUCAAAGAGACACAGCUAAAACCCCCUGAGAAUCUUGAAACAACAGAUUCUAAUAAGGAUACAGAAACAGCGAGAUCAAAGGAUGAAGAAGAUCUCAAUUGGGAGUCAGAAGUACCUGCCAUAACAAAAGCAUUUUCAGAAGAAAAAUUGAUGAAAGUCGGUGAGAAGCCUGUGGAUGUCUCAAGCCCGGUACCUGAAGAGAUAGAUGAAAAGAUUGAAGAAGAGAAAUUACAAGAAGCGGAUAAGACUGAUGCUGCAGCAACAGUCGUAACAAAAGAAACAAGCUUGGGGGAAAUUCAGCAAGAUGACAAGUCUGUAAAGGCCUUUGAUACCAGUCCAGACUCGGAGGCUCCAGCAACAAUUCAAACAGCUGAAUCUAGCCUACAGGGUGAAGAAAAUGCCAGCAUGAAGCUUGAAGAAACCUCUCAAAUGGUGAAUCAACUUCCAAAAAUUGAAGAAACCCGUCAUGAGGCUGGUACAAGCCUACCAGUAGGAAACACUGCCACAGAUGAUAUUGAAGAAGAAGUCAAAAAAGUUCCUGAAGCAAUAUCUGGACCCGGGUAUAACAAUAUCGAAGCAGUUACUGAUGGUGAGAUCAUCUCUAAUCAGACUCUCCCAGCUGAGAAAUUAGAAGACGAAACUGAAACCAUCAAAGAAAAGAUCAUAGAUGGAGAGAGUUGCAGUACGGAACUUCAUAUGAUAUCUGGUGGAACAGUUAAUGAGGUCAAGGACCCAGAGCUAGAACCCCCUGAGAAUCUUGAAACAACAGAUUCUAAUAAGGAUACAGAAACAGUGGGAUUAGAGGUUGAAGAAAAUUCCAAUUGGGAGUCAGAACCAUCUGCCAUAACAAAAGCAUUUACAGAAGAAGAAUUGAAGAUAGCCACUGAGAAGCAUGUGGAUGUCUCGAGCUCGGUACCUGAAGAGGUAGAAGAAAAGAUUAAAGAAGAGAAAGUAGAAGUAGCAGACAAUACUGAUGCUGCAGCAACAGUGGUAACAAAAGAAACAAGCUUGGGGGAAAUUCAGGAAGGUGACAAAUCUGUAAAGGCCUUUGAUACCAGUCCAGAUUCCGAGUCCGAGGGUCAGUGUGUUGAGGAGACUUGUGAGAUUGGUACAAGCCUAACAGCAGGAAAGAUUGACACAAGUGAAACUGAAGAAGAGAUUAAAAAAGUUCCUGAAACAAUAUGUGAACCCAGAUAUAACAGUUUUGAAGCAGGUAUUGAUGGUGAGAUCGACUCUAAUCAGACUCUCCCAGCAAAGGAAAUAGAAGAGCAGCUUCAGGUUCCAUCCUCUGCCUUGCUAUUUAAGGAACAGGACCAUGACAUGAUGACCACAAUUGAAAAGAUAGAAGAUGGAGGCGCAAAGAAUAAUGAAACAGAACUUGACAGCAUGAAGCUUGAAGAAACUUCCGGCAUGGAGUCUCAGCUUCUGACAACUGAACAUGAGAAUGCAGACCAGUUCAGUGGAGAGAAGUCAGAUGCAGCUGAAAUCAAACUAGAACAAACUAAAAUUCCUGACUCAGUAACUGAGUCCAAAGUUCAGAGUUGUGAAGAGAUUCAUGAGACUGGGAGAUGUCUGGCUAUGGAAAAGAUUGAUGCAGACGAAACUGAACAAGAAAUCAAAGAAAUUCCUGCAACAAUAUCUGGAACCAGAAAUCAAGGUGUUGAAUCGGUUACCAAUGAUGAGAUGACCCCUAAUCACACUCUCCCAGCUGAGAAUUUAGAAGAGCAACUUCAGGUGCCAUAUUCAGCUUCGCUUUACAAGGAACAGGAAUGUGAAACUACAACCACAAUCGAGAAGUUAGAAGAUGACAGUACAAAGAAAGAAAUUGACAGCAUAAUUAUUGAAGAAACAUCAGGCAUGGUAUCUCAACUUCCAAUAAUGGACAUGAGUGCAACUGUAGAAAAGUUAGAUGCAAAUGAAGUGAAAAUUGAAGAAACCAAAACUUUUGAUGCAGUAUGUGAGUCCAAAGAUCAGGGUGUUGAAGAUAUUUAUGAGACUGGGACAAUAACUGUGGAAAAGAAUGAUGCAGAUGAAAUGGUAGAAGAAAUCAAAGAAGUUCCUGAAACAAUUUCUGAACAUAUAUAUCAAGGUGCCGAAACAGCAAGUGAUCGUGAGAUCACCCCUGAGCAGACUUUCCCAGCUGGAGAAAUGGACGAGCAACUUCAGAUGCCAUCCUCUCUCUUGCUUCCCAAGGAACAAGAACAUGAAACUACAACCACAAUGAAGAGGAUAGAAGAUGAGAGCACAAAGAAAGAUGAAGAAGAAAUUGGCAACAUGAAACUUGAAGAAAGCUCUGCCAUGGCGUCUCAGCUUCCAAAAAUUGAUUGUGAAGUUGCAGACAAUGUGAAUGUAACAGUAGAAACUUCCAAAGCAGAUGAACUUGAAGUUGAAGAAACCAAAAUUUCUAUAGAAGCAAAUGAUUCCAAAGAUCAUGGUGUUGAAGAAAUUCAUGAGUCUGAGACAAGCCUAACGGUGGGAAAGACUGAUAUAGACACUAUAGAAGAAAUCAAAGAAGUUCCCAAAAUAAUAUCUGGGCCUAAAUAUCAAGGACUUGAAGCAUUUACUGAAGGUGGGAUAACCCCUGAACAAACUCUCCCACCUGGGAAAUCAGAACAGCAACUUCAGGAACCAUCCCCUGUCUUCCUGUUCAACGAAAAUGACGGAACAAAGAAAGAUCACACUCAAGUUAAUGAGGACUUAGAUAGUUCCUCAGCCACAGGGACAGUGGAAGAAACAUGCUUUCAGAAGGAAAAGCCCAGAGAGCUUGGAGUUUCUGAAUUGGAGCUCAAACUUACCGAAGAAACAAAGAAGGAUAGUCCAAAUGAAGCACAGAAGGAAGAAAAAACAGUUCUUGAAGGCUCCCCAGCAGUAGAGCCUCAAGUUUAUGUCUCUGAGAUAACAAAUGCUGAUCUUCCAUCAGACACUGAGAAAAGAUACAUCCAGUGUAGCUCACAGGAGACUUUGAAAGAUGAAAACAUUCUGGAUUCUGAGAACCCGAACAAGGAAGCUGAUGAUUUACCUAGUUCCCAUUCAACAGUCAAAGAGAUCUUACCAGGGGAGGAGGUUGAAAAGUGUGAGGAAGCCUCUAAUCUCGGGUUUGAGAAGACUGGAAAGGUUCUUGAAUUAGUGUCCGAAGUUCACAGUCCUGAUGUACUCACUAAACCAGAAGAGACAAAAAUAACAGAAGAGCCACUCGGGGCAGCAACAGGUGAACUGAGGACAAAAGACAAUCAGAGUGAGGAAAUAACUGAAGCAAGUGAGACCAUAAAGAACGAACUUUCAAGUAAAAAGAUCAAAGAGGCUGAUGACGAAAGAGUCACAACAAGCAACCAAGAAGAUGAAAUAAAUGCAGAAGAAUAUUCAGGAGAAAAGACAGAUGAAAAAACUGAGAUCACAGAGAAAGGAAUUUCAAAUAAGGAGUUCGAUGAACUUGAAAAAAUGGAUGUGAACAAAAAUGUUGAAGAAAUAAUCGUGGGCGAAGAUAGAGCUGUUGAGAGAACUUACCAAGUUUCAGAUGGGGAUGGAACAGCUAGUAAUAGCCUUCUAGAAGAAGCAGAGGAGAAAAAUAAUGCCAAGAGAGCACAUACUGAUUUAGACAUUAAAGAUCAGGGUGAUGAAACAAUGCGUAGAGACAUAGCAGCAGAAGCCACAGCUCUAAAGCUAACAAAUGCUGAUCUUCCAUCAGACACUGAGAAAAGCUACAUCCAGUGUAGCUCACAGGAGACUUUGAAAGAUGAGGACAUUCUGGAUUCUGAGAACCCAAACAAGGAAGCUGAUGAUUUACCUAGUUCCCAUUCAACAGUCAAAGAGAUCUUACCAGGGGAGGAGGUUGAAAAGUGUGAGGAAGCCUCUAAUCUUGGGUUUGAGAAGACUGGAAAGGUUCUUGAAUCAGUGUCCGAAGUUCACAGUCCUGAUGUACUCACUAAACCAGAAGAGAUGAAAAUAACAAAAGAGCCACUCGGGGCAGCAACAGGUGAACUGAGGACAAAAGACAAUCAGAGUGAGGAAAUAACUGAAGCAAGUGAGACCAUAAAGAAUGAACUUUCAAGUAAAAAGAUCAAAGAGGCUGAUGACGAAAGAGUCACAACAAGCAACCAAGAAGAUGAAAUAAAGGCAGAAGAAUAUUCAGGAGAAAAGACAGAUGAAAAAAUUGAGAUCACAGAGAAAGGAAUUUCAAAUAAGGAGUUUGAUGAACUUGAAAAAACGGAUGUGAACAAAAAUGUUGAAGAAAUAACCGUGGGCGAAGAUAGAGCUGUUGAGAGCACUUACCAAGUUUCAGAUGGGGAUGGAACAGCUAGUAAUAACCUUCUAGAAGAAGCAGAGGAGAAAAAUAAUGCCAAGAGAGCACAUACUGAUUUAGACAUUAAAGAUCAGGGUGAUGAAACAAAGUCUAGAGACAUAGCAGCAGAAGCCACAGCUCUAAAGCUACCAAAUGCUGAUCUUCCAUCAGACACUGAGAAAAGAUACAUCCAGUGUAGCUCACAGGAGACUUUGAAAGAUGAGGACAUUCUGGAUUCUGAGAACCCGAACAAGGAAGCUGAUGAUUUACCUAGUUCCCAUUCAACAGUCAAAGAGAUCUUACCAGGGGAAGAGGUUGAAAAGUGUGAGGAAGCCUCUAAUCUCAGGUUUGAGAAGACUGGAAAAGUUCUUGAAUUAGUGUCCGAAGUUCACAGUCCUGAUGUACUCACUAAACCAGAAAAGAUGAAAAUAACAGAAGAGCCACUCGGGGCAGCAAUAGGUGAACUGAGGACAAAAGACAAUCAGAGUGAGGAAAUAACUGAAGCAAGUGAGACCAUAAAGAAUGAACUUUCAAGUAAAAAGAUCAAAGAGGCUGAUGAUGAAAGAGUCACAACAAGCAACCAAGAAGAUGAAAUAAGGGCAGAAGAAUAUUCAGGAGAAAAGACAGAUGAAAAAACUGAGUUCACAGAGAAAGGAAUUUCAAAUAAGGAGUUCGAUGAACUUGAAAAAACGGAUGUGAACAAAAAUGUUGAAGAAAUAAUCGUGGGCGAAGAUAGAGCUGUUGAGAGCACUUACCAAGUUUCAGAUGGGGAUGGAACAGCUAGUAAUAACCUUCUAGAAGAAGCAGAGCAGAAAAAGAAUGCCAGGAGAGCACAUACUGAUUUAGACAUUAAAGAUCAGGGUGAUGAAACCAAGUGUAGAGACAUAGCAGCAGAAGCCGCGGUUCAAAGUAAAGAGGUUGACGGCUCUGAGGUCGUAUUGGUAAAGCCCAAUGAGGACAGAAUAGGUGCUAUUGACAAAGAAAUUGUGAUCAGAAAGGAUGAAGAAUCACAAAACAGCAACCUUGAUGAUCUACCAGUGAGAGACGCAGCGGCAGAAGAAGCGGCAGAUAAAAGAGUAGGUGAGAAAAUUGAGGAAGUUCCUGAACCUGCACCUAGAGAACCAACUUACAAAAUCAUCAAAACACAAGAAGAAAACAAAGAAACUGCCAUGGCAAACACCAAUAAUUCAGAGAGCGUCAUGGACAAUGAGAGGCCUCAGCACACAUCUCUUGAGUGGGCAUGCAGUGGAAGUGAUGCUAUAGAAGGCUUGAACCUGAAAGAACAAGAGGCUUAUGCAAGUGAACAAAGCACUUUAUCUCACACUGAAACUUCACGAAAAGAAAUGGAAGAUAACGAGAGUGAGAAAACAGUAGAUGAGAAACAAAAUGAUCUCAAAUUUGACGACCAAAAAACAGAUGAAGUGGGUAUAGAAGGAGGAGGAAAGAACAUUACAUGUGAGGGAGAGCACAGACAUGAUGAGGAUCAAGUAAAGCUUUCAACAAGGGGAAAUGAGAGCAAGCUUGAUGAAGCUGAGGUUCACAAUACAAUAACUGCAAUUGAAGGAGAAAGUCAAGUUCAAGAUGAAGAGCUACGCCUCAACGUUUUGGCAGAUAUCAAGGAUUCAAUCAUGACGAUAUCACAAGAAGAUGGCAUAGUGGAUCUUGCAGAAGACAAUGAAACCCCUAAAGAUACACCAGUGUUAAAGACAACCACUCUUGCAUUGUCAGAUCAGCACAUUCCAAGAGAAUCAGAUGCAAAUGAGGGCAUAGAAGCUACAGUCUCAAUUGGCAACAAAGAUGUAACACCAGUGCAACAGGACCCAAUUGCAAAAACGUUCCAGAAUCCUGAGGAAGAUGAUUUGAAAGCUGAAAAUGCUUCAGGGGCUGAACUUGAAGAAAAAAGAGCGGAGUGUGGAGAAGAGAAAAGGAUGGGUGAUGAGUGUGAAGAAAAAACAGAAAAAUCAACAUCAAUUGAGUCAACUCAGAUUUCAUUAUCUGACCUCCUGCAGGGAACAACAAAAGAAACCUCGCAAGUUGCAAAGCAUUUGACUGAGGAGAGAGAACUCUUGGUCAACAAAGAACUGCAAACUGAGAAAGCAGAAAUAGCUCGAGUGGAAGAAGCUAAAACUAUUGAUGACAGAGAUGAAGUAGUAGGAGGAGAAGAACACAAAAGGGAAGACUCGGGUUCCGAUGCUCCAGUCAUGGUAGAAGCCUCAAGAGAUGUGGAUGUCAAAAUUGUAAAUAAGAAAUCUCAUAAUAUACUGUCAGGUGUUGGGUCAAAGGUCAAGCACUCGAUUGCCAAGGUGAAGAAAGUCAUCACUGGUAAGGCUUCUCAGUGUUCUCACCCAAGGACACAAAGUCAUCACUGGUAAGGCUUCUCAGUGUUCUCACCCAAGGACACAAAGGCAUCACUGGUAAGGCUUCUCAGUGUUCUCACCCAAAGAAACAGCCACCAAAAUGAACUAAAACAAAAAAAAAAAAACAAAAAAUGGUGAUAUUAAACAGUUCAUUUGAUGGUUGGUUGAUGCAAAAUAAAAUAUGCAGAAAGGGCUUGCUGGUAGUUUAACCUUGUUAUUAGAUUACCAAGGUUUUAGUUUGGUGUGUAUUUGUCCAGUUUGAAUAAGUUCAUAAAUUUUAUUUGUACAAAGUUAGUUAAAGGCUGACAGUUGUAAUACAUUAUCAGUUUUCAUAUUGUGGACUACAUUCCUGCUA
Molecule: messenger RNA, 17514 nt
Organism: Cornus florida
Lineage: Eukaryota; Viridiplantae; Streptophyta; Magnoliopsida; Cornales; Cornaceae
Exons: 28
Coding region: 195-17174 (5659 amino acids)
Source: RefSeq, a predicted model, not a curated record